Trametes versicolor FP-101664 SS1 is the source of this 2202-nucleotide messenger RNA. Its product is annotated as PLP-dependent transferase. The transcript has 4 exons. The record is from RefSeq and is a predicted model, not a curated record. The coding region runs from base 161 to 2104 and encodes 647 amino acids. Gene Ontology annotation, molecular function: pyridoxal phosphate binding; cystathionine gamma-synthase activity. NCBI's taxonomy places the organism in Eukaryota, Fungi, Basidiomycota, Agaricomycetes, Polyporales, Polyporaceae. Gene Ontology annotation, biological process: transsulfuration.
CAGGCCUUCAACUUUGGGUUCUCUACCCCCUUGGAUAUCUCUUGGAUUUAACACCUAUCAAUAUCUGAGGCAUACACGAGCAUUCUGGGAUCUUCAACACUUUGCUUUCCACCGAGACUGACGGCACCAAGCCUCACGCGACCAUCAGCCAACAGCGAAAAUGAGCACCACCUUGGUCUUGCAGAAUGAACAGCAGCAUACCCUUGGUAUGCCUGUACCACCCUUCACCGCGCAUGCGAUCUCCGUAUCGCUCCCUACCUGGAAAGACAACGUCGGGUACGAAGAAGGCGAGAAGCGCGUCGUCGAUGUCAUGGUCUCUGGAUAUCCCCGGUUUUUCAUCCAUCUUAGCAUUCAGAAGCUAGCUCGGAUAUGUGAACAGAAGUUCGGCGCGCCAGGCGAGCGGAGCCUACUCUGUCCCACACGGAGGAUCGCAGAACAGUGUCGCGAGUUCAUGAUCGAUCGCUCCACCAAAGCAGGAUCCCCCAUACCAGUGCGACUCGUUCAGUUCACCAUCUGCCCGGAGGACGAUGAGACUUCCACGCCCUGUCGAGAACUUCACAUUGUCCUUUUCCCUGGCGACCAAUUUCCUCUUGCGAAGCAGUUCUGGCAGCACACAGGGCUCUGCAUCUCUUCACGCUUGGCCGAGAGGUGUCUGUCCAUGCUUCAUGAGGAAGUCGGUAGCCCCAAGGCGCCCGUACCAGCUCCCGGCCGACCUCCCGUCAAGCCAGGAAAUCGACACUACUCCGCAAAGAGCAUCGGCAAGUCCCCACCAACGUCCCCUACUUUGUCGCAUACACCCUUUGGAAGAAGGCUCGUCGAACAAACGCCGGAGCUGCUCAGCAAGGACCAUGACACAUACGUCGAGGAACGCUAUGGACGCAAUAUGCCCCCCGAGUCCGCGGCCGUUGCAAAGCGCGCUAUGCGUCGCCGUAUAGCUGGAGUCCUUGUCAGGGAUGCGCCUAGCGACUGGUCUACGGCGGGUGGCCAUGAAGCCGAGCUUGGACCGAGUACGAGAGGUGUUGAGGGCGUAACAGAAGACGACGUAUUCCUCUUCGCCACCGGCAUGUCGGCUAUCUGGACGGCGCACCAGCUCGCUCUUGCAACACGUCCCGCCGCGAAAAGUGUAUGCUUUGGCUUCCCGUACACCGACACCCUCAAAAUUCUCGAGAAAUGGGGCCCUGGCUGUCACUUCUUCGGACAUGGUCUUGACAGCGAUCUCGACGACCUGGAAAAGCUUCUCGAGAAAGAGUCCCAGCUCUCGGAAACCCCUCCAAUACUCUCGUUGUUUACAGAGUUCCCUUCCAACCCGCUAGUACGCGCUGCAGACCUCCCCAGAUUACGCGCACUGGCGGACAAGUACAACUUCCUCAUCGUGGUCGAUGAGACAAUCGGCAAUUUUGUGAACGUCGAGGUCCUCCCGUACGCAGACAUGGUCGUCAGCAGCCUCAGCAAGGUCUUCAGCGGUGAUGCGAACGUCAUGGGCGGCAGUCUGGUGCUCAACCCGCAGGGCCGGUACUAUUCCGCGCUGAAGGCGCACAUGGCCGCGCACUACGAGGACUCAUACUUCGACGAGGACGCGAUCUACAUGGAGCGCAACUCGCGCGACUUCCGGCGGCGCAUCCACACCAUCGACGCGAACACGCUCGCCGUCUGCACCUUCCUCCGCUCCCGCUCGCUCGCAGACCCCAACCCGCCCGCGCGCCCCGCCGUACGCGACGUCUACUAUCCGAAGUGGGAGACCGCGCACAACUACGAGCGCUGCCGCGUGCGCGGGCCGGACGGCACACCCGUUGGAGGGUACGGGGGCCUGUUCUCGCUCACGUUCACGUCGUCGGCCGCGUCGCGCGCGUUCUUCGACACGCUCCCGUGCAUGAAGGGUCCGAGCCUCGGCACGAAUUUCACCCUCGCGUGUCCGUACACGAUCCUCGCGCACUACGCGGAGCUCGACUGGGCGGCGGGUUGGGGCGUUAGCUCGGACCUGGUGCGUGUGAGCGUUGGGCUGGAGGAGCGAGAGACACUCUUGAAGGGCAUCGAGAAUGCGCUGCUGGCGGCGGAGGCCGUCGUGGAGGCGGAGGCAGCGGCAGAGGGCGGCGCGGCGGCAUAGACGGACGCAGAGGGGGAGAGUCCCGUUCAACCGGCGAAGUGUUCCCAAGAGUGAUGUACAAGAAAUGUAUCGUAUAGCACAUAUACCAUCCAACUGGC